GAUAGGGACCGGGGGCCCCUCUGUGGGCUCCCUUCAGACUUUAUCAGUGGAGUUUUAUUUUUUUUACUUCGUAUUUUAUUUUCGUUUAUAAGAGAGAAAGAUAUCCCCUUCCAAAGAGAGGGAACGCUCAUGAAAGUUUGUGACUUUCUAAGAAGUGAAUAAUUCCAAGCUUGCCUGAUUCUACCCAGUCUGGACCUCCUUAUCCUGUUUAUGGGAAACCCAGAUGACCUGCCUCCUUACUCCUGGGUCAGAAGCCUCUUUGGAGUCUAUGUAAUUGGCAUUGGAAAUCAGGGAGAAACUGCUGGAGCCUCUCACACCAGUGGCUGCUGAAGUAGAAGAUUCGGGGGGGGGGGGACCUCUCUUUAGGGGGCACAGGCCACACCUGAGGGAUUUCCAAGAUGACCAAAAUACCAGCCACCAAGAAGGUGCAAAGCGUCCCCAACGCAGGGGCCCUCUGGCCCUUUUAUGCCUCAGAACAUCUAACACAGGUUCCAGACAAGCCGAUGAAGAGCAUCAAGUACUUGGACAAGGAAAUCAUAAACCUCAAAAAAGACCUUGCACGAAGCCGCAUGUUGAUUCGGUCGGUGAAGACAGGCCGCGGCUACUUUAGCAUGUUGCAGGAGGAGAGUGCCUUGAAAAAGAAGCAACAGUACCUUCAGAAACUGAAAGAGGAAGAAAGACAUAAAUUCCAGCCAGCCAAAAAGAUCUCAGAAGUCCACUAUGGUGAUAUUCUUUUGACCACAUACGACCAAGCCAAGGUUAGGAAGAUGGGCGCUGGAGUCGUACUUCGCCCAUUCACCCCCGUGCACAGCUGCAUCAUCUCAUCCUCGCUACCCGAGGCUCACGUGGAGCCCCUCUUCCGCCAGCUCUGUGCCCUCCACUGGCUCCUGGAGGCCCUGACUAUCGACCACGCCCACCAUACUAUGAAGCCUGUGAUCACCUGCUGGAAUCCAAAGGACCCGGGUGGAAGCAAGAGCACAAUAAAAAAAAUCAAUAAGGACAAGUCCAUGGGACAGAGGUGGGAGCACUUCGUGACAGCGCCUAAGAUCAAGAAAAUUCAAAUUCCUAUACUGCGUGUCACCAACCGCAAGCCAAGCCGGCGAGGCUCCACCCUCAGUCUGUCUCGGACCAGUGGGGGAUCAUCCCCCCAGAGCAGUAUGAUGUCCAUGAACCCCGGCUCAGACGAGCCCCAGAGUGUGAUCACCCAGGCAACAGGCAGCAAGGACAUUGAGGACAAUGAAUCCUCUUCGACCAAGCCUGACGAAGAACCUCUCCAUAUCAAUCUGCAGAAGCUCCUGGAGAUGGUUCGGGAAGAUGCCCGGAGGACAGUCAUAAUGGAAAAUGGGAUGCACAAAAAAGCGCCCAGUAUCUUGUCAAUGCUCAAACAAACCAAGUGUGAUUCUGCCUAUAAAGACGUGCAGACCACCGGCAAAUCAAGUGAAAGAUCUAGCAGUACAAGUGGAGAAAGCCACACUCUGCUCAUCCAGAAGAAGUCUAAAAGCCGUACCAACCGGGACAUUAUCCAGUGCAAGAGUGGCGUGUGCAACACCAUGAGGGCAAAGUUUUACAGCGUGGCCCAGGAAGCCGGCUUCUGUCUUCAGGACAAGAUGGAAAUCCUCAUGAAGCGCCAAGAAGAGAGAGGUCUCCAGAAGUUCCAUUCUUUUGUCUUGGUCUCCGAUUUUAAAAAGGAUAUAGCAAAAAUGAGGCAUCAAGUCUCCAUGAUAAAAGGAGAUGCAAAAGAAAUUGCAGACCACUGGUACUUUGAUCUGCUGUCCAAACUCCCCAAAGAUCUGAAGAAUUUCCGCCCUGCCAAAAAGAUCCUGGCGAAACUACAGAAGUUUGGGGAAAACCUAGACCUCAGGAUCAGGCCCCACGUCCUCCUGAAAGUGCUACAAGACCUGAGAAUCUGGGAACUGUGCUCUCCGGACAUCGCUGUGGCUAUUGAGUUUGUACGUGAACACAUCAUCCAUAUGUCUCAAGAGGAUUAUAUCAACUGGCUGCAGAACCGGAUCAAUAUCCCCAUCCGAUCCCACAGUCUCCGGACAUAGACUGGGCCUGGGUCAACCAGCUGUCCCACUGGAGGAGGACUAGACUACACAGUAUCCUUGCUUCCUAUCCGGGUUCUUCCUUCCUAUCUACUCUCAUGGAUACCCACUAGAAUAUAUGAGACUGACUUCCGGCAACAUUCUAGAGGGAGAUACUCCCAGGUGGAAACUCCUCUGAACCUCACACCCCGCCUCAAACUCCCAGUGUCUGUUCCUCAUUGGUCCAGUCUGACUCUACCCACUCCCUCUCCAAAUUCCUUUACCUUACUCCUCUUCCUCAAAUUCUGGCUAAUAAA
Molecule: messenger RNA, 2341 nt
Organism: Lynx canadensis (Canada lynx)
Lineage: Eukaryota; Metazoa; Chordata; Mammalia; Carnivora; Felidae
Gene: CCDC60
Product: coiled-coil domain containing 60
Exons: 15
Coding region: 399-2048 (549 amino acids)
Source: RefSeq, a predicted model, not a curated record